Molecule: messenger RNA, 771 nt
Organism: Nerophis ophidion (straightnose pipefish)
Lineage: Eukaryota; Metazoa; Chordata; Actinopteri; Syngnathiformes; Syngnathidae
Product: protein ripply2-like
Exons: 2
Coding region: 330-659 (109 amino acids)
Biological process (GO): negative regulation of transcription by RNA polymerase II; embryonic pattern specification
Cellular component (GO): nucleus
Source: RefSeq, a predicted model, not a curated record
AUUUAUAGGCCUAUCCUAUCUAUAUAAUUGCGCAAUUUUGCUGCGCAAAUACGCACUGGUUUAACCUAUAUAGAGACACAUUUUGUUAAAUAAUGACAUAUUUUAUCUCGAAUUACGACCCCAAACGUCCAAAACGGGGCAAGUUUGGUCCAUAUGUUGUGUGAGGUUUGCUCCGGUGUGACUUCACACCUCCACACUUUUGGAGACGCGUCAAAAGUCCAAUUUGGCAGCGCGGAUAAAAAGGAGGACCCUGGCAUCCCAUCUCGGACUCACUUCGGAACCCACGCCCCGAGGAUCGUACUUUUUUUCCUCCUUUCUUCACUGCAGCCAUGGACGUUGGUGGAUUUAAUCUUUUAGCUCCACUCGGCAACAACGACGCGAACCCGCAGUCUCGCCUGUGGAGACCGUGGACCGGAACCGAGACCAGAACAAGCGCUGGAACGCAACCAGCCAAACCAGCCAUGUUCGUCCACCCAGUCAAGUUAUUCUGGCCCAAAACCAAGUGUUUUGACUACUUGUACCGAGAGGCCGAGAUGCUCCUGCAGAACUACCCGGUCCAGGCGACCAUCUGCCCCUUUAACGACCCCUCCAGCAGCGAGGACGACACCGAGGAAGAGGAGGACGACGUUGAUGAAGAGCAAAUGGACAAACUCAACUAAAAGGACUUCCAAAAAAAAAAAAUGCUUUAAUAUAUUUCUAUAUUUAUUGCUGUGAAUAACUGUAAAUAUCUGCAUUUAAGUUAUUUUAGUCAACGUUUCUACCUGUUUUGUA